AACGCAGUGCGUAUCGUCAUAUGGUGUCUGGCAUAUUUAGUUAAUUUAUUAAAUAAAAGCUGAUAUUUUUUGAUAGUGCAUGGUAAAUACUUUGACUACUAUGACUGAGGUAAUCAAAGACAAUGGCACUACUAGAAAAAAUCGUGACGACAAAGGACGCAAAAAGGAUGAAAAAUCUUUAGAUCUAAUAUUGAAAAGCUUAAACAACCUUCAAACUCCUGAAGAAAAAUUUGAAGCCAUGUGCAAAAAAUAUGCAGAAAUUCAAGAAGAAAAUAGGAAAUUGACCACAAACGCCAAACAACUUGAUAAAAAAUGCAUAGUGUCGCAGAAAGAAAAGGAACAGUUACAGGUAGAAUUCAACAAGACUGUUUUAACGAAAAGCAAAUUAGAAAGUUUGUGCAGAGAGCUGCAAAGACAAAAUAAAGCUAUUAAGGAUGAAAGCCUGCUGAAAAUUAGAGAAGAAGAAGAGCGAAGAAAAGAGACGCAGGCUAAAUUCCAGGCGACUCUGGCAGAAAUAACAACUUUGAUGCAGCAGAAUAAUGACAAAAGCAAUAAACUGAGAGACGACAAUAUAGAUAUGACUAAAAAGUUUCAAACAAUUGUUGAACAAUACGAGGUUCGAGAACAACAGGUAGAAAAAAUGGCAAAGCAAAUGGAUCUUCAAAAUAAAUUAGCAGAGGCAAAACUAGCAAAGGCACAGACUGAAGCUUUGGCUGAUAAAGAACUGUUCAUGCAAGAAAAACAACAGCUUCUUAUUGAAUUAAAAGCAUAUCAGGGUAAACUUAAAGAAAAGGAGGUUCUAGAAACUGCUCUAAGGGCUCAAAUAGCUAUGUACACCGAUAAAUAUGAUGAAUUUCAAAAUUCACUCCAGAGAAGCAAUCAAGUGUUUGGGGGAUUCAAAACCGAGAUGGAUAAGAUGUCUAAGAAGAUUGUGAAACUGGAAAAGGAAACUCUGUCUUGGAAACUUCGAUGGGAAAACAGUCAAACUGCUCUUUUAAAUAUGGCUUCAGAAAAGCAGAAACAGGUCAAUGACUUGAGCCUUGCACAACGUCAAUUGAGACAGCUUCAGAAGUUGUGUCGGACACUACAGGCUGAAAGAUCUGCAUAUCUAGCUACUUUGAAAGCUAAAGGAAUUGAGCGCCCUAUUGUUCCUGAAGUUGAAGCGGAACCUCUUGUUGAGAUAAAAUCUGAAGAUAAAAAGUUGGACCAAAUGGCUUUAAAUUGCAUGGAACUUAAACAGAAUUUAGCAGAGCUUCAGGGUCAGCUGAGUUCCAUCACAUCUGCAAACAAAACUCCAGACAAGAAGCAAGAGAAGAGAAAUAAAAAAAAGAAAAACACAGAAGACCCAAAUAAAUUAAACUUAAAUAGCGAAGACAAUUGUAAAGUUGACAAUGAGACUCCAGAAUCUAGUUCUACAAUUCCUCAAAUUGAGAGUAACGAACAACAUGAAAAGAAAAAUGAGACAUGUAUAGACAAUAAAGCAGUAGCUGCUGAUGUUUCAACAGAAGGUUGUGAGAAGGAUAUCAUUUCUCCUGGCGAAGAAAUAAAUUCAAUAGAUAAAUCUAAUAGCGUUUUAUAAAAAAAAUUAUAGGGCAGUUAUGAAACUUCUGU
This is a messenger RNA of Ctenocephalides felis (cat flea), 1611 nucleotides long. Its product is annotated as alpha-taxilin-like. Gene Ontology annotation, molecular function: syntaxin binding. The record is from RefSeq and is a predicted model, not a curated record. Lineage: Eukaryota; Metazoa; Arthropoda; Insecta; Siphonaptera; Pulicidae. The transcript has 5 exons. The coding region runs from base 80 to 1579 and encodes 499 amino acids.